Molecule: messenger RNA, 3102 nt
Organism: Emys orbicularis (European pond turtle)
Lineage: Eukaryota; Metazoa; Chordata; Testudines; Emydidae
Gene: KIF5A
Product: kinesin family member 5A
Exons: 28
Coding region: 13-3102 (1029 amino acids)
Biological process (GO): microtubule-based movement; mitotic cell cycle
Cellular component (GO): microtubule
Molecular function (GO): ATP binding; microtubule motor activity; microtubule binding
Source: RefSeq, a predicted model, not a curated record
CCAGCGCCCAGCAUGGCCGAGCCUAGCACCGAAUGCAGCAUCAAGGUGCUCUGCCGAUUCCGGCCCCUGAACCAGGCGGAGAUCCUGCGGGGGGACAAAUUCAUCCCCCUCUUCCAAGGGGACGACAGCGUCAUCCUCGGGGGCAAGCCCUACGUCUUCGACCGCGUCUUCCCCCCCAACACCACCCAGGACCAGGUGUACCAUGCCUGUGCCAUGCAGAUCGUCAAGGAUGUGCUGGCUGGGUACAACGGCACCAUCUUCGCCUACGGGCAGACGUCAUCGGGGAAGACCCACACCAUGGAGGGGAAGCUGCACGACCCCCAGCUGAUGGGCAUCAUCCCGCGCAUCGCCCGCGACAUCUUCAACCACAUCUACGCCAUGGACGAGAACCUGGAGUUCCACAUCAAGGUUUCUUACUUUGAAAUUUACCUGGACAAAAUCCGGGACCUGCUGGAUGUGACCAAGACCAACCUGUCGGUGCAUGAGGACAAGAACCGGGUACCCUACGUCAAGGGCUGCACCGAGCGCUUUGUCUCCAGCCCGGAGGAGAUCCUGGACGUGAUCGACGAGGGCAAAUCCAACCGCCACGUGGCUGUCACCAACAUGAACGAGCACAGCUCCCGCAGCCACAGCAUCUUCCUCAUCAACAUCAAGCAGGAGAACAUGGAGACGGAGCAGAAGCUGAGCGGGAAGCUCUACCUGGUGGACCUGGCUGGCAGCGAGAAGGUCAGCAAGACGGGGGCCGAAGGGGCUGUGCUGGACGAGGCCAAGAACAUCAACAAGUCGCUGUCGGCCCUGGGCAACGUCAUCUCGGCCCUGGCCGAGGGGACGAAGAGCUACGUGCCCUACCGGGACAGCAAGAUGACGCGGAUCCUGCAGGACUCGCUGGGCGGGAACUGCCGCACGACCAUGUUCAUCUGCUGCUCGCCCUCCAGCUACAACGACGCCGAGACUAAGUCCACCCUCAUGUUCGGCCAACGGGCCAAGACCAUCAAGAACACGGCAUCGGUGAACCUGGAGCUGACGGCCGAGCAGUGGAAGAAGAAGUAUGAGAAGGAGAAGGAAAAGAACAAGACGCUGAAGGAGACGAUCGGGAAGCUGGAGGCUGAGCUGAGCCGCUGGAGGAACGGGGAGAACGUGCCGGAGACGGAGCAGCUGAGCGAGGAGGAGACGCCGGCGCCCGACACCUGUGACGAGACGCCCGUCAACGACAACGCCUCGUCCAUCGUCAUCCGCAUCUCCGAGGAGGAGCGGCGCAAGUACGAGGAGGAGAUCCGCAAACUGUACAAGCAGCUGGAUGACAAGGACGACGAGAUCAACCAACAGAGCCAGCUGAUGGAGAAGCUCUCGCAGCAGAUGCUGGAGCAGGAGGAGCUGCUGGUGUCGACGCGCGGGGACAACGAGAAGGUGCAGCGGGAGCUGGGCCGGCUGCAGGCGGAGAACGACUCGGCCAAGGAGGAGGUGCGCGAGGUGCUGCAGGCGCUGGAGGAGCUGGCCCUCAACUACGACCAGAAGGCGCAGGAGGCGGAGGAGAAGGGGCAGCAGAACCAGCUGCUGGUGGACGAACUGUCCCAGAAAGUGAGCACCCUGCUGGCCCUGGAGACGGAGCUGCAGCGCCUGCAGGAGUUUGGCACCCGCCAGCGGAAGCGCGUGGCCGAGGUGCUCAACGGGCUCAUGAAGGACCUGAGCGAAUUCAGCGUCAUUGUGGGCAACGGGGAGAUCAAGCUGCCGGUGGAGAUCAGCGGGGCCAUCGAGGAGGAGUUCACGGUCGCCCGGCUCUACAUCAGCAAGAUCAAGGCGGAGGUGAAGGGGGUGGUGAAGCGCUGCCGCCAGCUGGAGGCGCUGCAGGUCGAGUGCCAGCGGAAGAUGGCCGUGACGGGCCGGGAGCUGGCCGCCUGCCAGCUGCUCAUCUCCCAGCACGAGGCCAAGAUCCGGUCGCUGAGCGAGUACAUGCACAGCGUCGAGUUGAAGAAGCGGCACCUGGAGGAGUCGUACGACACGCUGAGCGAGGAGCUGGCCAAGCUGCAGGCCCAAGAGACCGUGCACGAGGCGGCCCGGAAGGACCAGGAGCAGGACCCGAUCCAGGAUGCCGACGAGGUCAAGAGGGCCCUGGAGCUGCAGCUGGAGGGGCACCGGGAAGCCCACCACAAGCAGCUGGCCCGGCUGCGUGACGAGAUCAACGAGAAGCAGAAGGUCAUCGACGAGCUGAAGGACCUGAACCAGAAGCUGCAGCUGGAGCUGGAGCAGCUCCGGGCCGACUACGAGAAACUCAAGAACGAGGAGCAGGAGAAAACCAUCAAACUGCAGGAGCUGACAUUUCUGUACGAGCGCCACGAGCAGUCGAAGCAGGAUCUCAAGGGGCUGGAAGAGACUGUCGCCCGGGAACUCCAGACCCUCCACAACCUGCGCAAGCUUUUUGUUCAAGACGUCACGACUCGAGUCAAGAAAAGCGCAGAGAUGGAACCCGAGGACAGUGGGGGGGCCCAUUCUCAGAAGCAGAAGAUUUCCUUUCUUGAGAACAACCUGGAGCAGCUUACAAAGGUUCACAAACAGCUGGUUCGUGACAAUGCAGAUCUGCGCUGUGAGCUUCCAAAGCUGGAGAAGCGGCUUCGGGCUACGGCUGAGAGAGUUAAGGCCCUGGAGGGUGCACUGAGGGAGGCCAAGGAGGGGGCCAUGAAGGACAAGCGGCGCUACCAGCAGGAGGUGGACCGCAUCAAGGAGGCCGUGCGCUACAAGAACUCCAGCAAGCGCGCCCACUCGGCGCAGAUCGCCAAGCCGGUGCGGCCGGGGCACUACCCGGUCUCGCCCACCAACCCCUACGGCGCCCGCAACUCCGACUGCGUCAGCUACACCAACAGCCUCUUCCAGAACUACCAGGCAGCCUACGGGCAGGGCUCCGCCCCAGAUGCCUAUUUUGCCAACUCCUCGUCCAGCAGCGGCACGGGCUCCUCCAGCGGCCCCCUGGCCCCCUACCAGAAGCUGAGCGUGGAUAACGGGAACGCCACAGACAUCAACGAUAACAGAAGUGAGCUGCCCUGCAGCUGCCAGGCUGACGAACAAGCUAAGCUGUUCCCCCUCCACCAGGAGACAGCAGCCAGCUAA